Lotus japonicus is the source of this 1819-nucleotide messenger RNA. RefSeq names its product beta-glucosidase 44-like. Gene Ontology annotation, biological process: carbohydrate metabolic process. The record is from RefSeq and is a predicted model, not a curated record. The transcript is spliced from 11 exons. The coding region runs from base 103 to 1629 and encodes 508 amino acids. Lineage: Eukaryota; Viridiplantae; Streptophyta; Magnoliopsida; Fabales; Fabaceae. Gene Ontology annotation, molecular function: beta-glucosidase activity.
AUGAGUGAGCAUCAUCUACCACCACAAAAACACUCAAUAUAACACACAUAGUGUCAGUGUUCACUUCACUCACUAUAGUACUCAAUAGCUAGCUUCAAUAAUAUGGCUGAACACCAACAAUGGUUGUGUGUUUUCUUCUUCUUCUUCUUCCUCUCCUUGCAUGUUGAUGGGACUGUGGAGACUGAAGCGAUGCGUUUAGACACUGGAGGGUUGAGUAGAGAGGCGUUCCCCAAAGGGUUCUUGUUCGGAACGGCAACUUCAGCUUACCAAGUUGAGGGUAUGGCAGAUAAAGAAGGACGUGGCCCUAGCAUUUGGGACGUUUUCAUCAAAAAACCUGGGAUUGUGGCAAAUAAUGGUACCGGAGAAGUUUCAGUUGAUCAGUAUCAUCGCUACAAAGAAGACAUAGAUAUCAUGGCAAAUCUAAACUUUGAUGCCUACCGGUUCUCAAUCUCAUGGUCCAGAAUUUUUCCAAAUGGAACAGGCAAAGUAAAUUGGAAAGGUGUGGCAUACUACAAUAGGUUGAUCAAUUACUUACUAGAACGAGGAAUUACUCCUUAUGCAAAUCUCUACCACUAUGAUCUUCCUUUAGCUCUUGAGUUGAGAUACAAUGGACUAUUGAGCCGCCAAGUUGUGAAAGAUUUUGCGGAUUAUGCAGAAUUCUGUUUCAAGACAUUUGGAGACAGAGUGAAAAACUGGAUGACUUUUAAUGAACCUAGGGUGGUGUCUGCUCUUGGCUAUGAUAAUGGGUUCUUCGCCCCUGGAAGGUGCUCAAAAGAAUAUGGGAAUUGUACAGCUGGAAAUUCAGGCACUGAACCUUACAUUGUAACCCACAAUUUGCUAUUGUCACAUGCUGCUGCUGUUCAAAGAUACAGAGAAAAGUACCAAGAAAAACAAAAGGGAAGGAUUGGGAUUCUCCUGGAUUUUGUUUGGUAUGAGCCUCUUACGCGAUCAAAGGCUGACAACAAUGCAGCUCAAAGAGCCAGAGACUUUCAUGUUGGAUGGUUCAUGCAUCCCCUUGUGUGUGGAGAAUAUCCAAAAACUAUUCAAAACAUUGUUGGUAAUAGACUCCCCAAGUUCACUAAGGAGGAAGUUAAAAUUGUGAAGGGCUCGUUUGAUUUUAUUGGUAUCAACCAAUACACUACUUACUACAUGUAUGAUCCCCAUCAAUCAAAACCUAAGGUGCCAGGCUACCAACAAGAGUGGAAUGCAGGGUUUGCUUAUGCAAAGAAUGGAGUGCCUAUUGGUCCACAAGCAUAUUCAUAUUGGCUGUACAACGUUCCAUGGGGCAUGUACAAAGCUUUAAUGUACAUCAAGGAGCGCUAUGGGAACCCAACUGUGAUCUUAUCAGAAAAUGGCAUGGAUGACCCGGGUAAUAUUACAUUUACCAAAGCUUUGCAUGACACCACAAGAAUAAACUAUUACAAAACAUAUUUGACUCAACUAAAGAAAGCAAGGGAUGAUGGAGCAAAUGUGGUUGGAUAUUUUGCAUGGUCAUUGCUGGAUAACUUCGAGUGGAGAUUGGGGUACACAUCAAGGUUUGGCAUUGUGUAUGUUGAUUUCAAGACCCUUAAGAGAACCCCCAAGAUGUCAGCUUUUUGGUUCAAGAAGCUACUUACCAAGAAGCAGUAAACAACAUAAUGGGCUGAAAAUGUGUUUUCUGAGUUUCUAGGUGUUAACACUGAAUCAUGGUUCAGUGGUUUUGGAUCAAGUUAUGUUUUUUGUGGUUUUGGAUCAGUUGAGGCAUCUCCAAGAUUGUAAUAUAAUCACUUGAAUAAAAAGUCUCACAAUAAAAUCUUUUAUGCCAGUGUUUUCCUUUUCA